This is a messenger RNA of Drosophila serrata, 983 nucleotides long. It is a transcript of the gene Rpp30, whose product is annotated as ribonuclease P protein subunit Rpp30. Gene Ontology annotation, molecular function: RNA binding. The record is from RefSeq and is a predicted model, not a curated record. Gene Ontology annotation, biological process: tRNA processing. NCBI's taxonomy places the organism in Eukaryota, Metazoa, Arthropoda, Insecta, Diptera, Drosophilidae. Gene Ontology annotation, cellular component: nucleolar ribonuclease P complex.
ACCAGUUGCACGCUGGCUGCUCGGAAUAAAAUCAAAACAAACUGGAAAUGGAGCAAACAAAGCCGUUUUACGACUUUUGCAUACCGUUCAACAAGGACGACAAAGUGAUGCGAGCCCUGCUCAGCGAGCUGGUGGAGUUGGGCUACAAGACCAUAGCCAUCGACCAGAGUUUCGAUCACAGCCGCAAGGAGGCCGGCAAGAGGGGCUCCGAGAUGUUCCCCGAGCCGCACAAGGUCGAGCAUCUGCGCAAGGAGUUCGGAGACAAGCUGCGGAUACUGCAGAGAAUUACCAUUCUCUACGUGGAUGUCAAUGUGUCGCACGCGAUGAGUGUCUCCCUGAAUCUGCGCAAGUUCAAUCUGAUUGCUGGCCAGCCCAAGACAGAUGCAGCCUUAACCCACUGUUGCACCAACUUCAACGGUGAUCUGGUUACCUUCGAUCCUGCGGCCGGAUCACGGCUAAUGGUCAAUCGGAAGGCCUACCAGGUGGCAGUGCGCCGUGGCAUGUUCUUCGAGAUCAAGUACGGGCCCGCCAUUGCCGAUUCGAACAACAGGAAGGACAUGAUCAAGGUUGCCCACAAUUAUGGCAUCAAGGGAAAGUCCCGAAACAUCAUCUUCAGCAGUGGAGCAGCGCACCAGUUCCAGUUGCGGGGACCCUACGAUGUGGCCAAUCUCGCCUUCAUAUUCGGCCUGUCGGAGGAUCAAGGCAAGAAAGCUGUGGACCGGCACUGCCGACAGCUCUUCCUGAGGGCUGAGUCGCGACGUUUGGGCAAGACCAUCAUGUUCGUGAAAGGCGGCGGACCCAUUGUCUUCUCGGAUAGCUCGGAAGAUGACCAAAGUGAUUCGCUGGAAGACGAAAUGGAAGGGUGUCUGAAGGAGGAAGAGUUGGAUGAAGAGGAUGAUGAAGAUAAUGGAGAUAAUAACGAGGAAACAGAAAAUAAGCCGGCAAAUAAAAGACUGAAAAUCGCGUAGCUCAAGAGAAAAUGA